AUGAACGACGACCGUGUCUCCUUCAUUGACCUUGCCUCCCCCACCUUCUCCCCCACCGACGCCCAGAGCCGCUACCCUUUUUCUGCCUUUUCUUCGCCCUACGAGAUCCAGCCCCACUCGCGCACCUCCCCCCAGUCCUCCCACGACGACUUCAGCGCACAUCCCUACGCGUCCAGGAAGCCCCUCCUCGCGCCCCUCUCCACCGCCGCCAAACCCCCGAUACCCACCUCCGCGAAACCCGACUUUGCCUCCAGGCGAUCCAAGUCUGCACAGCGGUCUCUGUUGGAACGGCCCAGCCCAGACACGCCCUCGCCCUCCGACUCGUCCCCGGACCAUGAGCGCGGCCUGCGCAACCGACCGUCGACGAGCAACCUCCUGCACCCGCACGAGCGCGCCGACCUCGUCCGCAAGACCCGCAAGCUCACGCAGCUGUUUGGCCAGACCCCCGGCGUCGGGCACUUCCCCGUCGAGGUCGACCUGGGACACGGCCACGCGCCGCGCACGAAUCUGGUAGGGUCGCCCCCCGCGAGCAGACGGAAGCACAAGCCCGCGGCGUCGAUGCUGGACGACCCCAUCGUGCCCGUGUACGACGCGCAGAAGCGGGUGCUGUGGCCGCCGGCGGAGGACGCGCAGUACGUGAGCAUGGGUGCGCGGCGGCGGUCUGUGCCGUUCUCGCCGCAGGACUUUUCGUCGCUGGGCCAGCUGUCGCGCGCGGACGACUGGCUGGACGCGGCGCACGUGACGGAGGGGAGGAGGGGGAGGGCGUCUGGCUCGCCCGUUUCGUUCAUCGACCUGUCAGACGAGGACGCCCCGCCUGCCCCCUUCCCAGACCCCAAAGGCCACCCUGCCCUCAGCCGCCCCGCCGACCCCCUCCUCUCCCCCUCCACCCCGUCCCUCCUCGACGACGAGCAGCAAGCAGAGGAGGACCGCCGCCGCAAGCGCGACAAGCUCGCAAAGCUCCACCGCUUCCUCGGCUCCCGCGUCCCCGCCCACCUCGUCCUCGGCCCCGUCGAAGAGGGCGUACCGCUCCCCUCUCCCGCCUCGCCCAGCCUACAGGACGACAUGCCAAACGACGACGCCGACGCCCGCAACUUCCGCCUCCGCCGCCGCCGCAGCAGCUCCGCGGCCGAGUUCGCGGGCACAUGGUCCGACGAGAUCGACCGCCUCAAGGACGACCUCAACGAGCGAGAAAAGGCGAUCAACGUCCGCCGCGCGGUCAAGAUGGAGAAGAUGUUCGGGGUGGCGCCGCCCCAGAUGCUCUAUCACACCCGUCAGGCAGCCUCCUCGCCCGGGGGCACCGGCGUCUCGCCCGCUGCUACACGGCCCAAGUACGUUUCACAGUCCAUGGCUCCCCCUGCACCAAGCGCAGGUUCGUCGAGCGGGCGGAACCUCAACCAGACGUCGUACAAGGGCAAGUCCAAGAAGGGUGGCCGGCCCGGGACUGCAGAGUCGACCCAGCCGCUGAUUGACCACUCCCGCACGGACACCAGCGAUAGCUGGGAAGAUGGGAUGCUCACGGUCAUGUCCGACGUCUACCUGCACUACCGCCACUCGCUCAACUCGCUCAACGACAUCAUUGACCGGGACGACAAGCAGUCCCUCGCGGAACUGCACGACUACCUCAGCGGGCGUGGCGAGGACACCGCUGAGCAGACCCCCACGGAGGAGAGCGUCUUCGCGCUCGCGUCCCCGGUGUCGGCCAAGGCGGAGCGCCGGCGGUCGAUGCCCACGCGCACGUCCAUGGCGUCCGUCUCGUCCGAGUGGUCGCUCCUCCCGUCGCCCUCGCCCGAGGAGAACUCGUUCCAGCAGCGCCGCCGCCGAGCAGCGAAGCUCACCCAGUUCUUUGGUGUCAAUUACCGUGACCUCAUGAACGAGAUCUUGGAGAGCAUCGAGAAGGGCUUGGAGGAGGAGCGCGGCCGCGGCACGCUGAAGCCAGACGAAGUCCAGGACCUCAUGUUAAAGCUGCGCAAGCUGAAAACGAAGCGCAACAACUGGCCGUGA
Messenger RNA from Rhodofomes roseus, 2001 nucleotides. RefSeq lists its product as uncharacterized. The record is from RefSeq and is a predicted model, not a curated record. Bases 1 to 2001 code for a protein of 666 amino acids. The transcript is spliced from 4 exons. Lineage: Eukaryota; Fungi; Basidiomycota; Agaricomycetes; Polyporales; Fomitopsidaceae.